AAAUAUCUCUUUAAUUGCACAAACUCACACUAACCAAGUUGCAUUAGCCCAUGAGUCAAACAAAAAAAACUUACAUUAGCUCACACAAAGAGACACAAACACACUAAUUAAUCAAAAUUGAAGACCAAAUUAAGAUGAACAUGUUGUUCUUGUUCUUGUUUUAUUCCACAUCAAUUCUAUUUCUAUGUCUCAUCCUUCUCUUCUCAAUUCUCACACUCACAACAUUCAUUGGUCAAUCCAUAGGAAACCCAAAAUACCCACCAGUCAAAGCCACAUUCUUUAAUCAACUCAUCAAUUUCACAACACUUUUUCAUUACCUAACACAAAUUGCAAAAACCAAUCCAACUUUUAGAAUCCUUGCUCCUAAGAAAAGCAAGAUUUACACAACCGACACACAAAAUGUGCAACACAUACUUAAAACAAAUUUUCAUAAUUACUCAAAAGGGAAGUUUAAUCAUGAUACUAUUGUUGAUCUUUUUGGUGAAGGGAUUUUUGCUGUUGAUGGUGAUAAAUGGAAGCAUCAAAGGAAGCUUGCUAGUUUGGAGUUUUCAACUAGAGUUCAUAGAGAUUUUAGUUGCAAUGUUUUUAGAAGGAAUGCUGUUAAGUUGGUUAGAGUUGUGUCUGGAUUUUCUAAUGCUGGAUUGGUCUUUGAUAUACAAGAUAAAUUAAUGAAAUGCACUUUGGACUCCAUAUUUGAAGUUGGGUUUGGAGUGGAAUUGAAUUGUUUGGAGAGAUCAAGCAAGGAAGCAAAUAUCUUCAUGAAGGCCUUUGAUGAUUCAAAUGCUUCUGUAUUUAGAAGAUAUUUGGACCCCUUUUGGAAGAUUAAAAGGGUUCUUAACUUUGGAUCAGAAGCUUCCCUCAAGAAGAAUGUCAAAAUAAUUGAUGAUUUUGUUCAUAGUCUAAUCAAGACCAAAAAGGAACUUUUAUCAGUGCAAAAAGAUUUUGAAGAUAAAGAGGAUAUACUUACAAGAUUUUUACUAGAAAGUAAGAAGGAUCCAUCAAAUAUGACAGAUCAAUAUUUGAGGGAUAUAAUUCUGAACUUUAUGAUUGCUGGAAAAGACACAAGUGCCAACACUUUGUCAUGGUUCUUCUACAUGCUAUGCAAGAAUCCUCUUAUACAAGAAAAGGUGACACAAGAAGUGAUAAAUGUUACUUCUACACAUGAAAGUCAAGUAAAUUUAGAUGAAUUUGUGACCAAUAUUACAGAUGCCACUCUUGAUAGAAUGCAUUAUCUUCAUGCAACAUUAACAGAGACAUUGAGGCUAUAUCCUGCUGUCCCAAUGAGUGGUAGGACAGCAGAAGAAGAAGACAUCCUUCCUGAUGGCUACACUGUGAAUAAAGGAGAAACAGUUUACUAUUUGUCCUAUGCUAUGGCUAGGAUGCCUUACAUUUGGGGGGAUCAUGCUCAACAAUUCAUACCUCAAAGAUGGCUCAAACAUGGAAUUUUUCAACCUCAAUCUUCUUUCAAGUUCAUAUCUUUUCAUGGUGGUCCACGUAUAUGCUUAGGAAAGCACUUUGCUUAUAGACAGAUGAAAAUAGUAUCAAUGGUACUUCUUCGAUUUUUUCGAUUUAAAUUGGCUAAUGAAACAAAUAAUGUGACUUAUAGAACCAUGUUCACGCUUCACAUUAACAAGGGUCUUUCUCUCUAUGCAAUUCCAAGAUGUGAUGUAUCCGAAGUAAAGUGAUGUAUUUGGAUGUGUAUUUGAUAUUUCUAAAUAUCAAAUUGUGUAUUUGAAUGUUUGUUUCUUAAUUAAUUUGACUAUUUUCCAUAAUAGUGUAACUUGUAAUUGUAUUGUAUCACUCUAUCCGUACAAUAUAUUUGAAUUUCAUAGCUCAUCAA
Messenger RNA from Cicer arietinum (chickpea), 1840 nucleotides. Its product is annotated as cytochrome P450 704C1-like. Lineage: Eukaryota; Viridiplantae; Streptophyta; Magnoliopsida; Fabales; Fabaceae. The record is from RefSeq and is a predicted model, not a curated record. Gene Ontology annotation, molecular function: heme binding; monooxygenase activity; oxidoreductase activity, acting on paired donors, with incorporation or reduction of molecular oxygen.